CUUUUCCUGUGUUAGUCUCUGCAGUACCUUUUUUUCCUUUCCAUUGAGAGACAGCAACACUGGGGCUGAACUCUUUUUCUGAAUCUUCAGCAUCAGAAAGGAAGAGAAUCUUCAUCAGAACUGGCAGGUUAACUUUGAUGAAGUAGCUUUGGAAUUUCUGCCAAGUGAAUCCGGUUUAGGAUUGGGAAGCUGCAGAAAGCUGGUGUAUGUGUUCUGAUAAGGCUCUCAUGGUUUUUAAUACCCAGCGAUAGAUUGACGGGCAAGUAACUAUCUCGUUAGGUUAUUAAGUCUUUUUUAUCUCCGGGUUCUAUUCGUUGCUGAUGAUUAGAUAGUUUAUGGUUUGACACUUUUGUUACCAUCUUUGGGGGGUCUUUCAUCCAAACAAACCUAACAAAUAAAUGUGCUUUGACGAGAAGUUAGAUUUUGGUUUUGGGAGUACUUCACAAGGGCUUUCCAAAAUAUGCUACCACUGUUGCUAGUGGAUGCAAACAUAUCAACUUAUCGAUACUCUGAAAGGGACUUAAUUCGCAUUGUUGUUCGAAGAUGGUUGAUCAUAUGUCAAGAAUUUUCUAUUGAAUAAUGACCUAUAAUCCGUCUCAACGGAUUUGACUUGAAGUAAAGUGUUAUUUAUGAUCAGCGUACUCUUGAACUAGCAAUUCGUUAGAACAUUUAUUAUUUUAAUACAGGUGUGUAAUUGAUCAUUACCUUGCACGUGGGGUUGCAAACUCACCUGAAGACUCCCCGGAAAAUAUGGAAGCUAAGAAUACGAGGAUUGAGAAUUUAAUGGGUACUCGGCUAUUCCAAGCUGUUGGACCUGUACUCUUGAUUUCAACGGGAUACAUUGACCCUGGAAAGUGGGCUGCAGUUAUUGAGGGAGGUGCAAGUUUUGGGUCUGAUCUCGUGUUGUUAUUACUUGUCAUCAAUUGUGCUGCUAUCUUGUGUCAUUACUUGGCUGCUCAUAUUGGUGUGGUCACUGGAAAGAAUCUUGCGCAGAUUUACAAUCAGGAAUAUGACAAGUCAAUAUGCUUAUUCUUUGGAGUUCAAGCAGAGAUUUCAAUGGUUAUUUCGGACCUGACAAUGGUUCUGGGCAUUGCUCACGGGCUAAAUCUUCUUCUUGGGGUGGAUUUUCGUACUUCUAUUCUUCUUACUGCAUUCGAUUUUGUCUUAUUCCCAGCUUUUACCAGCCUGUUGGCAAGAUGCAAGACAGAAACUUAUUUCGUCGGUACAGCAGGCUUUGUACUGCUUUUUUAUGUUAUUGGAGUUCUUAUGAGCCAAUCUGAAGUCCCGAUUGUCAUGAAUGGAAUGCUUACAAGGUUCAGUGGGGAGAGUGCUUUCGUGCUCAUGAGUCUUCUUGGAGCUAAUGUUAUGCCUCACAACUUUUACCUUUACUCUUCUCUUGUACAGAAAUGGCAGGGACCACCAAAUAUGUCCAAGAGUGCCUUAUGUCAUGACCAUUUUGUUUCAAUCUUAUGUAUUUUUAGUGGAAUUUAUUUGGCGAAUUAUGUUUUGAUGAGCUCAGCAGCAUCUUUUUUCUACAGCGCCGAUCUGGUUGUGCUAACUCUUCAUGACGCACUUCUGCUAAUGGACCAGGUAUUGAAGAGUCCCGCAGCACAUAUUGCGUUUUUUCUACUCUUAUUCAUCUCAAGCGUGCUAACAGGAUUAACUUGGAGUCUUGGUGGCCAAGUAGUCUUGCUUGAAUUCUUUAGGUUGGAUACACCUCUUUGGCUUCACCGCACAACUAUCAGACUUCUUUCUCUUGUUUCGGCUCUUUAUUGUGCUGGGAAUUCAGGGGCUGAAGGGAUAUAUCAACUUCUUAUUUUCAGUCAAGUUGUUCUUGCUAUGCUGCUUCCAUCCUCUGUAAUCCCCCUUUUUCGAGUGGCCUCAUCGAGUUCGAUAAUGGGUUCCUUAAAGAUUUCCUCAUUUCUGGAGUUCUUGACUUUGAGUACUUUUAUGGGAAUGCUUGGGUUAAAACUUAUUCUUGUUGUGGAGAUUUUAUUCGGAAGUAGUGACUGGGUGGGUACCUUUAGAUGGAAUGCUGGAAGUAGUAUGACACUUCCAUUUGUUAUUCUUCUAUUCACUGCUUCUGUUUCACUGGCUUUUUUGGUCGGUUUAGCGAUCACACCUCUGAAGUCUGAAGGUGCUAAGCUAGAGGAUGAGCAGAUGGGGAGUUGGGAGCCAUCUGCGAAAGGGGAAGGAAAUGCCACACUUGGGGUUAAAUUUACUCAAGAGGAACUUGAUACUGAAGAUGUAGUUAUUGAUAAAGCUAUCGGGAGUCAAUCUGACAAUUCAACUUUUGACUUCAAUUCUUCUGAUACAGUUGCGAAUUCUUCUGAUCUGGAACCUCAGUCCAUUGCUUCCGAGGGGAUAUGUGCUACAAACCAGACUUUCCCGACAUGUCAUCUAGAAAAUUUGCAACCUGCUAUGGAGUUCACCGGGGUGGAAAUAGUGGAUAAGGGUUUUCUUGAUGCUGGAUAUUUGGAAGAGGCUACUUCAGAAAUGAACGAACUUAUUGAUCCUGUUCCAACUACGGAAGAUGCCCCUUCAAAGAUGAACGAACCCCUUCACCUAGUUCAAACGACCCAAACUAGUGAGGGAUGUUUGCAAGUUGAGGAGGGAUGUUUGCUAGUUGAGAAGGAUGGUGAUGAGCAGAAUAAUUUGGAGGGUCCAGGAUCUAUUAGUAGUGUUAGUGAGAAAUGUGAAGAAAGUAUUGUUGUUGGAAGCCUUUCGAGAUUGAGUGGAUUGGGCCGUGGUGCUAGGCGUCAAUUAGCAUCUAUUCUUGACGAUUUUUGGGAGCAGUUGUUUGACCUUCAUGGGCAGGCAAGUCAAAAGGCAAAGGCUAAGAAAUUAGAUAUCUUAUUUAGACAGAAUCCAAAUCCCGCUGCUUCUAUGAAUGUGGGUUCUACAGGAUUGGGAGCAUCGAUGUUUGUACCUUCAGUAGCUGAAAGAGAAUCUGAAUUCCUGGCCAACCCUAAUUCUUAUGACCUGCCCAGCCAACACAGGACGUUGGGCAGUUUAACGUCACCUAAUGGUAUUCAAUCAAGAUCUCCCUUGCUGUAUACAAAAAUGCAAUUGGCAGAUGCAUUUCCGCAAAGUGCGUCUCUAAAUGUAAUUGAUUAUGGUGAAAAGCGUUAUUCAAGUUUGCAUGUGCCACCAUCUUCAGCAGGCUUGGGUAAGUUGAGCUAUCAGCAGUCAACUGAAGAUGAUUACCGAGUCGCAUCUUGUUAUGCUCGAAUUCAUGCAGAGAUGGAAUCCCCUAAUUCCUUGAAUGGUCAUCUGGAUUCACCAACCUCUAAUUCCUCAUCUCUCGGCCCGCCAAACUAUAUGGAUCAGCUUAAUCAUGCUCUGUUCCAGAAACCACUAAACAGGUUCACCUCUGUACACGCAACUAGUAUGCAGAAUCCAGCAGCUCCCCAGAAUAAUGGGCUAAAUGCAGAGCAAUCUUAUUAUGAUGGUCCUUAUUCGUCCGGAUUUGUUCAAGAUGUUGGUUCUCUGGCCUUCACGAAGAAGUACCACAGCUUGCCCCGCAAUUCAGGGCUUGCAUUUCCUCGACAAGGUGCAUAUGGUAUUGAAAAGAGUUUGUGUGGACUUUAUUCAGAUCCUGGAUUCUCCUUCUCCAGAGCUAUUAUAGAGGGUUCUCUCGUGGUCAAGUCAGAAGCCACGUCUCCGUGGUCUCCACAUCCUUUUGAGCAGGCAUUUGGUGGUAUUACAGGUAUACCCCAGAAAGUGGGAAAGUCCAAUUCAGUUCCACAGAAAAUCAAUUCUCAUUCAGAAUUGGAGGCUCUGUUGCUUCAGUUGUUCAGAAGUUCUAUGACGAGGCUCCUGAAAUUAGAUGGAUCAGAAUGGUUAUUUAGUCUUAAUGGUGGGGUUGAUGAGGAUCUGAUCGAUCUAGUGGCUGCGAGGGAGAGAUUCCACAGUGAAGCUGAAGCUGGAGAAGUGACCCAUAGAAAGGAAACCAGUGAGUCUCCUCGCCAAUACCUUUCCUCUGACAGAAAAUUUGGCUCAGGACUGAAGAAUGAUGAGAUGAGUUUCAUUGAAGAUUUGCUUUCUACUGUUCCUAACUGCGGAGAGGGUUGCAUUUGGAAAAAGGAUCUGAUAGUGAGCUUUGGGGUCUGGUGCAUCCGACGCAUAUUAGAAUUGGCUCUUGUGGAAAGCCGGCCCGAGCUAUGGGGAAAGUAUACAUAUGUUCUCAAUCGCCUUCAGGGAAUUCUUGAGCUGGCAUUUUCAAAUCCCCGGACUCUUAUGCCCCCCUGCUCAUGUCUUCAAAUCCCAGUGACACAAGCUAAGAGAAUAAGCUCACCCCUAGAAGGCGGCGAGGUGUUAACACCGGCUGCAAAAUCUGGCACAGCAAAAUGCACAACUGCAACCGCAGUCCUUGACAUAAUCAAGGAUGUCGAAAUUGCGGUUUCUAGCCGCAAGGGUAGAUCUGGAACUGGAGCGGGGGAUGUGGCUUUUCCUAUAGGUAAAGAGAACUUGACAUCUGUUCUCAAACGUUACAAACGCCGUCUCUCUAACAAAAUGUUUCGGACCCAUGAAGGAGGAGGUCGUUCCGGGGUUUGGUAACCUUGAAAGCGCACCUUAUGCAUGGUAUACCUUCUUUAAUCCAAAGAUUACAUGGAGCAGUUUUUUUUUCUUCUUUUUUUAAAUUAUUUUUUGGAGCUGUUUGGUAUUGGAAAUCAUUAUAACUAUUGCUCCAAAUCAGUGCGCUCAAUUACCCAAUUUCUCUCUGUUGUGGUGUAUAGAUAGGUUUAUACUGCAGAUAUUCUUAUACCUAUGUAAAAUAUGGUACUGUAAAACUUUUUGAAAGAUUUCUGCAGAAAAUCAAAGCUCAGAAAGAAAGAAAAUAAAAAAUUUGGCUUCCUUCA
Molecule: messenger RNA, 4862 nt
Organism: Papaver somniferum (opium poppy)
Lineage: Eukaryota; Viridiplantae; Streptophyta; Magnoliopsida; Ranunculales; Papaveraceae
Product: ethylene-insensitive protein 2-like
Exons: 8
Coding region: 751-4560 (1269 amino acids)
Biological process (GO): ethylene-activated signaling pathway; metal ion transport
Cellular component (GO): membrane
Molecular function (GO): cadmium ion transmembrane transporter activity; manganese ion transmembrane transporter activity
Source: RefSeq, a predicted model, not a curated record